AUGCGUUUCCCCCCGGCCGGUCCGUCCCUCCUUCUCCCUCUCCUCCUCGCUUCCUCUGCGGUCGCGGCACCAACCCGCAGUGGUCUCCGGUUCGGCAAGCUCCACCGCGAGCGUGCAGGACCAUGGAAGGCGUACCUCGCUCACGAGACCUUUGAGCACGGCCCCGAAGAGGUGGCUGUGACCACGAGCGAGACUGUUGAGGAGAACUCUACCAACCCACCAAACCUGGUGUUUAACACGACCGUGAUUGACAACUCGACGGUUAUUGACAACUCGACUAUUGUCGACAACUCGACGACAGUCAUUGUCAACUCCACCGAGUCAUCCACCGCCACUCCCUCGCCCACCAUCGCCAUCCUCCCAGCACCAGAGGUCGACCCAUCGGUCUCGGAGACGCCAGAGAGCCUUCCCGCCACCCAGACGGAGGAGAGCUCUUCCACCGCGUCCCCGUCUACCACCUGGACGCCGACGAAGCCCGACUUCAGCCACCCCUCGUGGGAGGCGCGCCUCAAUGGCUCGGACACGGUCCCAGUGCCGCCCGUGAUGAACGAGUCGCACAUUGCGGCGAUCCAGUCCGGCGCGGCGACCUACUCGGCCCUCUCGUACACGGACUACGUUCAGGACCCCACGACGACCUCUCCGGCCGGCCCGACUCCCACUGUCGGCAGUGCGAACGACAAGGCGCAGGGCAUCGCGGGCGACUGGAUCAAGUCGUUGAUGAACAAGAAGAUCGGCGAGCUCCUCCCCACGGUCACUCUUGAGAUGAUCCUCAAGCCCACGCAGGAGGCCGACGGCACGUGGGACUACGUCGUCAUCAUGGGCGCGGAUGGCACUGCUACUGCCGUCCCGACCUUUGGUCCCUCGUCGACGUCUCCGGCUCUUCCUUCUUCUACCUCGUCGACCCGGACCCGGACCCGGACCCGGACCCGGACGCGCGAGCCUGCACCCACCCAGGCUCCGCCGUCUGGCGGAAACGAGAACUCUUCUGGUGGUGAUUCGGGCUCGGGUGGCGCUGGCGCCAACCCCAACCCUCCCAUCACCACCUCGGCCGAUCUCGGCGGAUCUCCCUCCACCACUGGGUCGGGUGGUUCCGACAACGGCCCCAACUGGGUGCCUGUCCAGAGUAUCCAGACUCCUGGAGGCUCUCGCCCCACUCCCACUUCCACUCCCUCGUCUGCCCCUGCCCCUAAGCCUACCUCCGGCUCGGGCAACGGGGGUUCCUCGAACUCGGGGUCGGAGCACCCAGCUCCUGCCCCUCCCCCCGAGGAGAACAACACUGAGCAGCCGGCCCCUUCGUCUGCUCCAGAGGAGAGCAACACCGAGCAGCCGGCCCCCACGUCCACUCAGGGAGAGAACCGGCCACAGCAGCCUGCUCCUUCGUCGGAGCCUGAGCAGCCGUCGACCGAGCCUGAGCAGCCGUCUACUGAGCCAGAGCAGCCUACUUCAUCGCAGCCUGCCCCUUCGCAGCCUUCGGACAACUGGGAGAACGAUAACGAGGUGGACUUCAAGCCUCCCGGCAACAACGGUGUUGAGAACGUUGGCUCCGAGCUCCCCGCUCCCUCUGCCACCGAGACCGACUCCGUCCCAACCUCCACGGAUGGCAGCGGCCACGUCUACCCCACCGGAUCGUUCCCCGAGGCCUCGCCCUCCCCCUCUGACUCUGUCGACCCCCUUCCCUCCGCUUCGGAAGUCGUCGACCCCUCUCCCUCUGCUUCGGACAUUGUUGACCCCACCCCCUCCGCCCCCGCCCCCACGGACCCCACGGACCCCAUCCCCUCGGUGACGGGUAAGCCCAUUGACUCCGUUUCGCCCGCGCCCACUGCGUCAGAGGUGCCCAGCCCUUCAGCCGACCUGUCGGCCCUCCCGGGCGUCUCGUCGGAGGUGGCCCCCACGGCCUCCGCCGAGACCCCGGCUUGGUCUGCUGAGCCAACCUCUACGCUUUCGGGUGCCCCUAUUCCGUCGGCCUCCUCCGAGAUCUCUGCUUCGGCUGAGGAGCCCAUCGCUCCCUCGCCGUCGGAGACUUCGGCCUCUGCUGAGCCUACUGCCGUUGAGCCCUCUGCAUCUGCGGAGCCCACAGCCGUUGAGCCCUCUGCGACCGUCGAGACUUCUGCUGGAGCCGAGCCUACCGCGUCUGCUGAGCCAUCGGCGUCCGCUGAGCCCUCGGCAUCCGCUGAGCCAUCGGCGUCCGCUGAGCCCUCGGCAUCCGCUGAGCCAUCCGCGUCUGCUGAGCCCUCGGCGUCCGCUGAGCCAUCGGCGUCUGCUGAGCCAUCGGCGUCGGCUGAGCCCUCGGCAUCUGCUGAGCCUACCGCGUCUGCUGAGCCCUCGGCAUCUGCUGAGCCAUCGGCGUCGGCUGAGCCCUCGGCAUCUGCUGAGCCUACCGCGUCUGCUGAGCCCUCGGCAUCUGCUGAGCCUACCGCGUCUGCUGAGCCCUCGGCAUCUGCUGAGCCAUCGGCGUCGGCUGAGCCCUCGGCAUCUGCUGAGCCUACCGCGUCUGCUGAGCCCUCGGCAUCUGCUGAGCCUACCGCGUCUGCUGAGCCCUCGGCGUCGGCUGAGCCAUCCGCGUCUGCUGAGCCCUCGGCAUCUGCUGAGCCAUCCGCGUCUGCUGAGCCCUCGGCAUCUGCUGAGCCAUCCGCGUCUGCUGAGCCAUCCGCGUCUGCUGAGCCCUCGGCAUCUGCUGAGCCAUCGGCGUCUGCUGAGCCCUCGGCGUCGGCUGAGCCAUCCGCGUCCGCUGAGCCCUCGGCGUCGGCUGAGCCUUCGGCAUCUGCUGAGCCAUCCGCGUCUGCUGAGCCAUCCGCGUCCGCUGAGCCCUCGGCGUCGGCUGAGCCUUCGGCAUCUGCUGAGCCAUCCGCGUCUGCUGAGCCAUCCGCGUCCGCUGAGCCCUCGGCAUCCGCUGAGCCCUCGGCAUCCGCUGAGCCCUCGGCAUCCGCUGAGCCCUCGGCAUCCGCUGAGCCCUCGGCAUCCGCUGAGCCCUCGGCAUCCGCUGAGCCCUCGGCAUCCGCUGAGCCAUCGGCGUCCGCUGAGCCCUCGGCGUCCGCUGAGCCCUCGGCGUCCGCUGAGCCCUCGGCGUCCGCUGAGCCAUCCGCGUCUGCUGAGCCCUCGGCAUCCGCUGAGCCUACGACAUCCGCUGAGACCUCAGCCUCUGCAGAGCCUACGCCGUCGCCGUCCGUGACGACCUCGGCCGAGUCCUCGUCCACAGAGACGUCGACUUCGGCCGAGACGUCGCUCACAGACGCCUCGCCGGAGCCUUCGGCUUCUAUUUCUACCUCCGCUGGAACCACUGAACCAACCCCUACAGACAGCACCACGCCGUCCCCGACCAGCAUCGUCGACCCCGCCCCGACCGACAACUCGACCUCGGCUGAGCUCCCCACCUCCACGGGCAACUCUACCGACGUCCCCGUCCCCACUGGCAACUCGACUGCCCCCAUCGACCCCGUCCCUACCUCGGACGCGACUGACGUCCCCACUUCCACUGGCGACAUUACGUCUGCGAUCCCCCUUCCCACUGGCAACGCUACCGAGGCCAUUCCCUCGCCGUCUGGUACUGAGGUGAUCCCGUCUCCCUCGGGCAACACGUCCGAGAUUGUCCCCUCGUCUACCAGCACUGAGGAGAUCCCCUCGCCCACUGGCAACACCUCCGAGAUCGUCCCCUCGUCUACUAGCACUGAGGAGAUCCCCUCGUCUACUAGCACUGAGGAGAUCCCCUCGCCCACUGGCAACACGUCCGAGAUUGUCCCCUCGUCUACCAGCACUGAGGAGAUCCCCUCGCCCACUGGCAACACGUCCGAGAUUGUCCCCUCGUCUACCAGCACUGAGGAGAUCCCCUCGCCCACUGGCAACACGUCCGAGAUUGUCCCCUCGUCUACCAGCACUGAGGAGAUCCCCUCGCCCACUGGCAACACGUCCGAGAUUGUCCCCUCGUCUACCAGCACUGAGGCGAUUCCCUCCCCCUCGGGUAACGUCACCGAGACUCUUCCCUUGCCCACUGCCAACACCACCGAGAUUCUCCCCUCGUCCUCGGCCACCAUCUCGAGUUCCGAGGCACCCACGAGCACCACCUCUGAGCCUCUCCCCUCGGAGACGACCGUCACCACCUCGGAGCCUCUUCCCAGCAGUGUGACGACGGCCGAGACCUCCACCACGAGCGACAUCCCCGCUGCCUCCACCACGAGCGACAUCCCCGCUGCCUCCACCACGAGCGACCCCGCGCCCUCGAACACGACCGAGACGAUUCCCUCGUCUACCGCCAACGAGACCGUCGCUCUUCCGACCGCCAUCGUCCCGACCAACGACAACGGCAUCGAGACUGUUACUUCUACCUCGUGGACAACCUUCACCGAGACGCGCACGCGCGAGCCCGACGCCACCUCCACUGAGGCCAUCCCCUCAUCGUCCGCGCUCCCUUCAUCCUCGCCCACAUCUUCGGCUGAGAGCUCAACCGUUGUGAUCCCUUCGUCUUCGGCUGAGCCUUCUCCCUCGGCUUCACCUUCGCCUUCGUCGUCUGCUGAGCCGUCGUCGGCUUCACCUUCGUCGUCUGCUGAGCCGUCGUCGGCUUCACCUUCGUCUUCGUCGUCUGCUGAGCCCUCGUCGGCUUCAGCUUCCCCCUCGUCGUCGGCUUCCCCCGAGCCCUCGCCCUCCGCCAUUGAGACCCCGACGACUCCCGAGCCGACCCCCAGCCCGACGACCUCUACCGAGACCACGACUUCGUCCUCAGCUUCUGCCUCCCCUGAGCCCUCUCUCUCGGCCUCGCCGAGCCCCACCACGCCCGCGCCCUCGCCCACUGAGACGGACGACUGCGAGGAGGUCAACGAGAUCAACCAGCGUGACUACUUCGAGAACGACGAGUACGAGGAGCUCUGGGUCGACGAGGACGACGUGCGCCCCGACGACAUCAUCCUUGCUUAA
Messenger RNA from Cutaneotrichosporon cavernicola, 4905 nucleotides. RefSeq lists its product as uncharacterized. Lineage: Eukaryota; Fungi; Basidiomycota; Tremellomycetes; Trichosporonales; Trichosporonaceae. Bases 1 to 4905 code for a protein of 1634 amino acids. The transcript has a single exon. The record is from RefSeq and is a predicted model, not a curated record.